Anolis carolinensis (green anole) is the source of this 6505-nucleotide messenger RNA. RefSeq names its product nuclear receptor subfamily 5 group A member 1 (gene nr5a1). The record is from RefSeq and is a predicted model, not a curated record. Gene Ontology annotation, biological process: hormone-mediated signaling pathway; tissue development; regulation of transcription by RNA polymerase II. The transcript has 7 exons. NCBI's taxonomy places the organism in Eukaryota, Metazoa, Chordata, Lepidosauria, Squamata, Anolidae. Gene Ontology annotation, cellular component: RNA polymerase II transcription regulator complex. The coding region runs from base 1881 to 3545 and encodes 554 amino acids. Gene Ontology annotation, molecular function: zinc ion binding; RNA polymerase II cis-regulatory region sequence-specific DNA binding; nuclear receptor activity.
GCCGACAGAACGUUGGAUAAGCGAAUAUGUUGGAUAAUAAGGAGAGAUUAAGAAAAAGCCUAUUAAACAUCAAAUUAGGUCAUGAUUUUACAAAUUAAGCACCAGAACAUCAUGUUAUAAAACAAAUUUGACAGAAAAAGUAGUUCAAUACGCAGUAAUGCUAUGUAGUAAUUACUGUAUUUACGAAUUUAGCACCAAAAUAUCAUGAUAUAUUGAAAACAUUGACUACAAUAAUGUGUUGGAUAAUCCAGAACGUUGGAUAAGCGAGUGUUGGAUAAGUGAGACUCUACUGUAAUAAUAAUUCUUGCCUGCCUCUCCUCACAGCUCGAGGCAGAUUACAACAUUGUAAAACACACAUUCACCUAAAAAUAUUUUUUAAAUGAACAUAUUAAAACAUAUUUCCACAAAAUGCAUAUUAAAGUACACAUGACUUAAAUAUUUUUCUAAAUUUAUGAUUCAUUGUUUAUUUCACAUAGACUCAGAGGUUCCUCGUCAACACACCUACACACUGCAACACACCUACACACUGCAGCCAACACACUGACGUCUCAUGACACACAGUUUGAGAAAUCAGCCAUAGCAGAGCAUUUGAUGAACCAGCCUGGACACAGGAUACUAUUUGAGAACACAAAAAUGCUGGACCAUUCCAACAACUAUCAGGUCAGACGACACAGAGAAGCCAUUGAAAUCCACAAGCAUGUGGACAACUUCAACAGAAAGGAAGAAACCAUGAAAAUGAACAAAAUCUGGCUACCAGUAUUACAAAACUCCAAAAAUCAAAAUAGUAGAUGGGAACCAACAUUCUGAGGGCUUGACUGAACAAAGGAUGCCCCCAGGCAAGAGACAAAACAUUUCCAAUGCUAAUUAGGGUGAUCAACUGAAACAUUAAUGCUGGCUCCCAGUGACAAAGGACUCUUGCCACACCCUGGACUCUACACAGAUAUAUAUUCUUUCCUCCUUACUUAGUUUAUCCAUACUUCACAACCUCUGAGGAUGCCUGCCAUAGAUGUGGGCGAAACGUCAGGAGAGAAUACUUCUGGAACAUGGCCACACAGCCCGAAAGACAUACAACAACCCUCUGCUCUAUCACUGAUGAAGGUAAUGGAAUUGAAGCAAUCUCUCCCACGGAUCUCAGGAUCUGAACACACUCAUGGGACCCAAGUUCACAACACUUUAUGGAUUGCAACCAGAAACAGACUAGCAGUGGACCGACUAUGAGUCUGGGCAGCUCAAACAUGACCUCCUAUUACCUGGAGAUGAAACAAAAGACAACCAUAACCCAAAAAAUCUCAACCCUCUUCUCUCCAUGCACAAAAACGCUGAAAUAAUUGUCAGGGUGGAACUGUAACAUCUACAUGGGACAACUGCUCUGGUUUGACCAAUCCAGAUUAAGCCAAGCUGAGGCCAGCUCCCAGCUUCCUCCACCAUACAUGACUGGGGGAGACCUUGUUGCGUCCCACUGCAGCCCGGCAAUAAAUCAAGCCGAGUUCCUCUUCCUCCCUUAUUUUUAAUGAGCAUCUUUUCUCGGCAUUUUUCUCAUCCAUUUGCAAGUUUCCUUCUCCUCUCCUUUAUCUAUGGCAAAGGUCUCACUUUAUCUUCUCCGCUGCCACGUUCCAAUGCAGCUGGUUUAUGAACAUUAUUUCGUAUCCUAAUUCCUCUCUCUUUUGGACCACGUGACUCCGGAAAAAAAACUACAACAACGAGGCCACCAUCCCAUCUGGACCACCAUUAGGAGGCAGUGAGCAACCGGAGAGUCCGGCCCAAAAAUACAAAUCUUGGAACCGGGGUAUCUGCUUGUCCCCAUGGUACGAGAAGGAAUCUGACCAAGAGAGGAGGAGGAGGAGGGAGGGGAAAAUAUUUGUCCACGUUGGUCCAUCCGGAUGAAGAUUGGGCUCCUUCUAACUCCUGGAGGCACUUGUGAGAACUCCAGAGUUUCCUCCAGCUCUGUGGACAGAGAGACAGAGAGAGACGAGACGUUUCCCAAGAGAAGGAUGGACUACUCCUACGACGAGGACCUGGACGAGCUCUGCCCGGUGUGUGGGGACAAGGUCUCGGGGUACCACUACGGGCUGCUCACCUGUGAGAGCUGCAAGGGUUUCUUCAAGAGGACGGUGCAGAAUAACAAGCACUACACAUGUACAGAGAGCCAGAGCUGCAAGAUCGACAAGACGCAGCGCAAGCGGUGCCCUUACUGCCGUUUCCAGAAGUGCCUGGCUGUGGGGAUGAGGCUGGAAGCUGUUCGGGCAGAUCGCAUGCGGGGUGGACGCAACAAGUUUGGCCCCAUGUACAAGCGUGACCGGGCGCUGAAGCAGCAGAAGAAGGCCCUCAUUCGUGCCAAUAGCUUCAAGCUGGAAGGGGCGGCUGUGGUUGUUCCUCCACCGCCUCCUUCUGUGGCCUCGGUCGUCUCCCCGGCGCAGGCGGCAGACUACAGCAGUGCCCUCCCGGCCUCCCUCCAUGCCUUGGCACAUCACCACCACCACCACCACCACCCUCACCACCACCACCAUCAUCCCGGGGUGGUGUCGUCCUCCAAAGGGCCUCCGCCACCGCCGCCCAUCAACAUCGGCACCAGCGCUUCAGCGAUGACGCCCGUCGAUUAUGAGCGCAGCCCAUACGGGACGCCCACUUUGGCCGGCCACGGGGUCGCGCUCUCGGGCUUCCCCUACCCUCCGCCCUUCGCCAGCCGGGCCAUCAAGUCCGAGUUCCCGGACCCGUACGCGGCACAUCCCCACGAAGCGGCGGCCCCGGCUUACCCGUACCCUGAGGCCUUCCCCGGAGGAGGAGAAGGAGGCCCAUCGUCCCCAGCCGCCCCGGCCCCCGAGGUGCCUGAGGUCAUCCUGAAGCUGCUGCAGCUGGAACCCGACGAGGUGCAGGUCAAGGGCCGCAUCCUGAGCUGUCUCCAGCAGGAGCAGGGCAAGAGCCGCCCCGAGAAGCUCAACACCUUUGGCCUCCUCUGCCGCAUGGCUGACCAGACCCUCUUCGCCAUCGUGGAAUGGGCCCGCAGCUGCCUCUUCUUCAAGGAGCUGGAGGUGGGAGAUCAGAUGAAGUUACUGCAAAACUGCUGGAGUGAGCUGCUCGUUUUUGACCAUAUUUUCCGCCAAGUGCAGUACGGAAAGGAGCACAGCAUGAUGCUGGUGACCGGCCAGGAGGUGGAUCUGUCAACGGUGGCCACGCAGGCCGGUUCUAUCCUCAACAAUCUGGUGCUGAGAGCUCAGGAGCUGGUGCUUCACUUGCAUUCGCUCCAGGUGGACAAGCAGGAGUUUGUGUGUCUGAAGUUCCUUAUCCUCUUCAGCCUCGAUGUGAAGUACGUGGAGAACUCGAGCCUGGUGAAAGAGGCGCAAGAGAAGGCCAACGCGGCCCUGAUGGAGUACACGCUCUGCCACUAUCCCCACGCCACGGACAAAUUCCGGCAGCUGCUGCUCCGGCUGGCCGACAUCCGGGCCCUCAGCAUGCAGGCCGAGGAGUAUUUGUACCACAAGCACCUGAGCGGAGAGGUCCCCUGCAACAACCUGCUGAUCGAAAUGCUCCACGCCAAGCGGACUUGAGAGCGCAGCGGGGCAAAGUGAUGGCCGGCUCUCUCCUGGGAAGGAUCGAUUGGCGCUGGAGAGGCUGGCGCAGGCCAAGCAGGGCUGGGGUCCCUUCCCCAAGAGACACUUUCUCCCCUGUCUUGAUCCUCCGUGGGCGGGCAUGCGUGUGUGUAUAUGUUGCAACAACUCUUCUUCGGCGUUCACUACAUCCGCUCUCAGGUUCAGCCUUUCCGCUCUUCUCUUCCCUGCUGCCAAAGGAUGGGAGAGGGUUUGGGGUGGGGGUGUGGUGGUUUGGCUUUGUUCCCCUCCCCCUUUUCACCUGGUAUAGUGAGGCUUCAAUAUUGCUCUGGAAGGGGCUGCUUUGCACUGAGGGUGCAAGGGGAGAGCUUGAGAACGAUCCUUUUUUGGACUCAGGGACUCCCAGACUCUCCUUGCUGGAGAGGACUUCUGGUUGGAAAGAAGGCAAGCCUUCGACAACACAAGGCAACCUUUUCCCGGCUCUGGUUCCACCACCAGUACAGUCGAAACACAAGGAUGAGGUCCUAUGAAUAAUCACUUUGUGGUUGGAUGGUCUAAGGCAGGCAUGGGCAGAGCCUUGAAAUCAAGUCUUUUGAAGACUUCUUGAAGACCAUCAUUGUCUUAGACCAUGCAUGGUUUAAGACAAUGACCAGUCCUUUGAAGACCUUUGAAGACCAUCAUUGUCUUAGACCAGGCAUGGUCUAAGACAAUGACCAAUCCUUUGAAGACCAUCAUUGUCUUAGACCAGGCAUGGUCUAAGACAAUGAGCAGUCCUUUGAAGACCUUUGAAGACCAUCAUUGUCUUAGACCAGGCAUGGUCUAAGACAAUGAGCAGUCCUUUGAAGACCUUUGAAGACCAUCAUUGUCUUAGACCAGGCAUGGUCUAAGACAAUGACCAAUCCUUUGAAGACCAUCAUUGUCUUAGACCAGGCAUGGUCUAAGACAAUGAGCAGUCCUUUGAAGACCUUUGAAGACCAUCAUUGUCUUAGACCAGGCAUGGUCUAAGACAAUGAGCAGUCCUUUGAAGACCUUUGAAGACCAUCAUUGUCUUAGACCAGGCAUGGUCUAAGACAAUGAGCAGUCCUUUGAAGACCUUUGAAGACCAUCAAUGUCUUAGACCAGGCAUGGUCUAAGACAAUGAGCAGUCCUUUGAAGACCUUUGAAGACCAUCAUUGUCUUAGACCAGGCAUGGUCUAAGACAAUGACCAAUCCUUUGAAGACCAUCAUUGUCUUAGACCAGGCAUGGUCUAAGACAAUGAGCAGUCCUUUGAAGACCUUUGAAGACUAUCAUUGUCUUAGACCAGGCAUGGUCUAAGACAAUGAGCAAUCCUUUGAAGACCUUUGAAGACCAUCAUUGUCUUAGACCAGGCAUGGGCAAACUUGGGCCCUCCAGGUGUUGACUUCAGCUCCGGUAGGCUGUUAGGAAUUGUGGGAGCUGAAGUCCAGAACACCUGGAGGCCCAAGUUUGCCCAUGCCUGGUCUAAGACAAUGAUGGUCUUCAAAGGACUGGUCAUUGUGGUCUUCAAUGAUGGUCUUCAAGAAGCCUUCAAAAGACUUGGUUUCAAGGCUCUGCUGGAGGUUUGCUUAUAGCUAGAGUUGGAUUAAAAGCGGAGUAGGGUCACCUUUUGGAUCCCUAGAUGUUUUGGGUGACAAUUCUCCCACUCUCUUACCAUUGGUGAUACUUGGCUGACUUGUAGGCUGAGAUCCUCUUUGAUGCUGGCGGAGCUAUCAAUGAAGUAAUCCUAGUGGAUCCUAAAGCUCCUUUUCCUUGCAUAUAGGGCAACGACUGCCCAGCGGUGGAGGGAGUGCUUAAGGGUUCCCUCCAAACAGUCAGUGUCUACUCAAGCCCCAUCCUUGUCUGGAGAGCGUUGGGAUCUAAAGACCAAAGUAAUGCGUAGGGAGGUAUUGAAUACCUCUUUACGCAAGGUCCGAAGUAUUGAGUUGCGCAGAAGUUAAGCCGUAAUUUCUGAAGGGCCAAAGAUUUGCCAGGAGAAAGACUGUGAUGAUGCCACUACACAAGGAUGGCACUUUGAUGUCGCCUUUACUGACAUGGUUCCACCCUAUGGAACCCACAAUUGGUAGAUUAAGGAAGACCUUCAACGUCUCUGUUCAGGGGCUUCGGCUUUGUUGUAGUGGUUCUCAUAUUCGUGGUCCUCUCUCAAGAUGUUUGGAUUCGAGAGAGCACCACAAAUGUGAGAACGUUGGAGGCUCCAAUGGUCCCGGGAUUCACAGGAUGGAGCCAUGACAAUCAAAGAAGUAUGACACAUACUGCAAAUACACUCUUAAGUCUGGUUGAACACGUUCAUGUUUCACAUGCAAACCAGGAAUGAAGCAAGUAAACACUGUCACUGGGGAAAUACACAGGUGAAAUACACUGGUGAAAUACUCCUUCUCCUCCAAUGCGGGAUUCUGGGUCGGACCCCUUGCCUUGGCGUGACAAGCCCCCUCCCCUUUGUAUAUACCACGCAACCGCUCCCCAUAGCUUAGCCCGGGCCUUCCCGUUGCUCCGCUUUCGUUUGGAAGUGGAGCGGAGGGGGUGAUGCAGAGUUUUGGGGCGCCACGUGCCUUCCCCUCGCCUCCGCCCUCCCCAAGAUGCUUCUUUGCAGAUGCUGCUGUGUGGUUGUGUCUGUGUUUUGAAGAGACGUUUCGGCCUUUCCCCCUACCCUUCCUUCUUCAUCCGGUCUCAGAUGGGACGGUUGGGCUGUUUUUGGGUGCGUGAGGGAGCGUGUUGUCUGGAAGUGCCUGUUUGGCCUCUCUUUCUGGAAAUGGAAACAUAAAAGUGCCCUUAAGUGUCUCCCCUUUGCUCCCCACCCUCCAUUGGCCCCUGCCCCAGAAAUCCUGAGGCAAGCAGGGAUAUCCGUGUGUGCCUGUGUGUGCGUGUGCACUGGUGUGUAAAAGAUAAAAAAAAAAACUUAUCUUGCCAAAUGAUGACAUUCCAAUAAAUCUUUUUUUGCAAUUCA